Nymphaea colorata (pocket water lily) is the source of this 1117-nucleotide messenger RNA. RefSeq lists its product as uncharacterized. Lineage: Eukaryota; Viridiplantae; Streptophyta; Magnoliopsida; Nymphaeales; Nymphaeaceae. The record is from RefSeq and is a predicted model, not a curated record. Bases 189 to 923 code for a protein of 244 amino acids. The transcript is spliced from 2 exons.
AAAUUUAAAAGGGCGUGGACGUAGCAACAGGCCGUCCGCAUCCUCUGUCUCUCUCUCUCUUCCUCCUCGCCUCUUCUUUCUCCUCCCUCUUAAAGCUCUCUCUCUCUCUCUCUCUAGGACUCUCUCUGUGUCUCUCUUUCUCUCUUUGUGUGUGGGUGAGGCAGCGGAGGUGGGGAAAGCGGGUUCCGAUGGCCGCCGACGUGAGCUUCGUGUUUGAAGCGAUGAGGAAGGGAGGGAAGGACGAGGCGGUGAAGGCGGAAGGGGGCGGUGCGUUGGUGACGAGGGAUCUGCUCGGAGGUUGCUCGGCGAUGAGAUCGCCGGAAUUGGAUCUGGACUCUAGGGUGCCUUCCGGAUGGGAAAAGAAGCUCGACUUAAUGUCGGGCGAGAUCUACCUUCACAGAAGCGCCGUCACCGACGAAGGCAAGGCCGUCCACGACCUCAACUUCCCGCCUCCAUCGUCGUCGUCGUCGUCGUCCUCUUUCUCUGUAAAGCCGAACGACUUCCGCGGCCUCACCGCCGGCAACCUCGACCUGACCCUCAACCUUCCGUCCGCCAUUAGCAACCACAGCGUCUGCACCCUGGAGAAGGUCAGGUCCGCCCUGGAGCGUGCCGAGCGUCGGGCCGCCGGCCGGAAACGCACCGAUGGUUCGCCCUCGUCUCCUGCGACGUCCACGUCCACAGCCUCCGCCUCGUCGGACAGAUCCGGCGCGUCAGACGAUAGGCCGGCGGGAUCGAGGGUGGCGGCGGAGCAAGAGCGGUCGACCGAACCGAUGUUCGCCGCGGGGUGCCCCAGCUGCCUGCUAUACGUGCUCAUCUCCGGCAGCAACCCGAAGUGUCCGCGCUGCGGCGCCGUCGUGCCGUUGCCCUCCCGAGCUUCCCCUGCAAAGAAGCCUCGCUUAGAUCUCAACUCUUGUACAAUCUGAACGGCGCAGAAUGAAUUGGAAACGAAAAAAGGGAAAAAAAACAAACACUUGUGAAACAAAGCGGUAGAAAUAUGAAUUUUUGUUUAGGGGAGAAUUCAUGAUUGUUAUAGUUCCUUAACCUCCUUCUGUAAUGAUUAUUUGGAUUAAUCAUGGAAAAAUAUAAAUAUAUUUAUAUAUAUAUCUUUUAUUCCGUA